AUGAGUGGAGCUGGAUGCGCCCAGCACCCGCAAGCUCUCCUAGCUCCUUUUUCCAGCUCAGCAAGCUACUGUAAAGUAGAAAAUCGUUUACCACCUCAGGUGGAUAUCCCUGUCAGUUCACCCAACAGUUCUUUCCUCCAAGAUUGCUUGGAGAGUAUUUGUCAUAAUAAGCCCCCUGGGGCUGAAACCGCAACCAAGUGUUGCAGAAGCCAAACAGACUCCAAAACAACACAAAUGAUGAAACCAGCAGCCACAGUCCUUGGGGAAGAAGCCACACCAAACCUGCCACCAAGGAUGUGA
This is a messenger RNA of Puccinia graminis f. sp. tritici CRL 75-36-700-3, 300 nucleotides long. RefSeq lists its product as uncharacterized. The transcript has 4 exons. Lineage: Eukaryota; Fungi; Basidiomycota; Pucciniomycetes; Pucciniales; Pucciniaceae. The record is from RefSeq and is a predicted model, not a curated record. The coding region runs from base 1 to 300 and encodes 99 amino acids.